AUGCGAAUCGCCGUUGGAGUCGCUGAUGCCGAUAAAUCUGAGCUGAUGGACUUUGCUCAAGAUGCCGAGCAUCUUCUUCAUUAUGACGACUUCGGACAGCUGAUGGAAGCCGGUCAAGAGAUCGUUGACCUCAUUCAAGCGGGAUGCAAAGCUGACACGAGCACAAGAUCGCAAGCGCUAUCUUCUAGCCGCCAACUAGAAGAUUUUGAAUCCGACCCCUUCGUUGACCCCUUCGUAAGCUCCGACCCCUUUGAAAUGAACCUGGACUUCGACCCAUUUGGUCCUGACAACUUUUUGGACUGGGAGUACUACUCAAAAUUCCAAGACAACCGGCAUCGUGCAUAA
Oikopleura dioica is the source of this 345-nucleotide messenger RNA. NCBI's taxonomy places the organism in Eukaryota, Metazoa, Chordata, Appendicularia, Copelata, Oikopleuridae. The record is from the annotation of a GenBank genome assembly.